UUUGAAGCUGAACAUUUUUGGAGGGAGUGACUGACAUUUGAACGGCUCUGUCACACACACCGGAUGAGCACCCUUCCCUUCCUGCUAUCGCCGGGUUGGUGUGUGUCUUCCUUCCGGCUUGCCGAAGAAAGUUGAGGGGGUUCAGCGGUAACUGGGCUUUAACAUAAUGGACAGCCAGGGAAGGAAAGUGGUGGUCUGUGAUAAUGGGACCGGGUUUGUCAAGUGCGGCUAUGCAGGAUCCAACUUCCCAGAGCACAUCUUCCCUGCGCUUGUUGGGCGGCCCAUUAUUCGCUCGACAGCCAAAGUCGGAAACAUUGAGAUCAAGGACUUGAUGGUGGGGGACGAGGCCAGCGAGCUGCGCUCCAUGCUGGAGGUCAACUACCCCAUGGAGAAUGGCAUCGUCAGGAACUGGGACGACAUGAAGCACCUGUGGGACUACACCUUUGGCCCAGAAAAGCUCAACAUCGACUCCCGCAACUGCAAGAUCUUGCUGACCGAACCACCCAUGAACCCUACCAAGAACCGCGAAAAAAUCAUCGAAGUGAUGUUUGAGACCUACCAGUUUUCAGGAGUCUACAUUGCUAUACAAGCUGUGCUGACGCUCUAUGCCCAAGGCCUUCUGACCGGUGUGGUGGUGGACUCGGGUGAUGGUGUGACACACAUCUGUCCAGUGUAUGAGGGCUUUAGCCUGCCUCAUCUGACAAGACGCCUGGACAUUGCAGGCAGGGACAUCACCCGCUACCUCAUCAAGUUGUUGUUGUUGAGGGGUUACGCCUUCAACCACUCUGCGGACUUUGAGACGGUGCGCAUGAUGAAGGAGAAGCUGUGCUACGUGGGCUACAACAUCGAGCAGGAGCAGAAGCUGGCCCUGGAGACCACCGUGCUGGUGGAAUCGUACACACUGCCAGAUGGUCGUGUGAUCAAGGUGGGAGGAGAGCGGUUUGAGGCCCCCGAGGCUCUGUUCCAGCCCCACCUCAUCAACGUGGAGGGUGUCGGAGUGGCGGAGCUCCUCUUCAACACCAUCCAGGCAGCUGAUAUAGACACCAGGUCCGAGUUCUACAAACACAUUGUGUUAUCAGGAGGAUCCACUAUGUACCCGGGCCUGCCCUCUCGGCUGGAGAGGGAACUCAAGCAGCUGUACCUGGAACGUGUGCUCAAGGGAGACGUGGACAAGCUUUCGAAAUUUAAGAUCCGGAUCGAGGAUCCUCCCAGGCGAAAGCACAUGGUGUUCCUGGGCGGAGCCGUGCUGGCCGACAUCAUGAAGGACAAGGACAACUUCUGGCUGACCCGGGAGGAGUACCAAGAGAAAGGAGUCCACGUGCUGGAAAAACUUGGAGUCACCGUCAGAUAAAGCGAUGGACGGACAGACCGCGCGCACACACACACACACACACACACAUAUAUACAAACACACAUAUACAAACACAUACAUAACAUACACGCAUCCCCCCCUCGCCCACAUCGCAGAGUAUAUAUCUAUUUAUCCCUCGUCUUCUCUCUUUCGGCUCUUGAUACUACUCAAACAUCAGAGGGAGUCAGGCCGCCUCCUCCUCCUCCUCUCUUCUCUGCCUCUCUUCUCUCCUGGUUUGGAAUUGGCUCACGCUUUUCCUCGCAAGCCCACGAGAACCAAUUCCAUCUUAGCAGAUUUUACUCUGAAACCCCACCUUUACUUAAACCAUGAAUCUAAAGGUUAAUGUUGACCUUCUAGUGUAUUUUUGAAUUUGAUGUUCACUGAAGGUUAAAACCAGGGUGGGAAACUCUGCUUAUUAACCUCCAAAUAUUAAACUUGGCAGGUUAAACCAUCAGCCACUGCAGGGAGUGCUUUUAGAAAGUUGAGUUUCCUCCCCUGAUUAAACCUCCGGAAGGGGAUAAAUUGAUACAAAGCUUCUGUAAAUCUGUAUUAUCACAAUCAGGGUCCACCACAAACAGCCACGGGCCGCUUUCAGCAUCUGUUCCAGGUGAGCGAGAACUGAUCACAUUUUUAUGUCUGUUUUUUAUAAAAUGAUAUCAUGACUUUUUUCUUUUCUGGGAGAGGGAUUUCUUUUUGUUGUGCUUUUCCUUUUUUUGUUGGAGUUCAAUUUAAUCUAACUUUAUUUUUUUCAUUGACAUUUUCUUUUGUUGCUGUGCACUACUACCAUUGUAAAUGGAGUGUAUACCGAAGUUGCUCCACGUUUUUAUGAAGAAUUGAUGGUUGAUUUAUAAAGGGACAAAUGCACAAAAGGAACGCCCCUGAGCUUGACAUCGGGUGUGUGACGGUACUUUGGGGUCUGUGGGGUGUGAAACGAGGAUGGGAUGUUGAGGGGGAGUGAUGCUAUUUGUUCCUCAUCAGACAGCCUCGCCCCUGCCUCCUCUCUGUGAAAAUCUCAAGCAGAACGACCGUGUGUAAGCAGUUGUAGCAUUAUUACAAACUGACGACCCGUCGUAAUCCUUCAGUUCCACCACAGCACGGAGGCAGUCGCGGGUUGGCGAUGAGAUUGAUUUGAAACUGGACGCAGAUCACCGCAAAAGUGGGACAAAAUAAAACGGUAUUAUAUCGACGUAGAAAUACUGUUGAGACCAUAUUUAAGUUCUCCAGUCCUUGGUUCCCAACGGUUGACUUAAUGAUUACUGGAGGCACUUCAACUUUGAGUAUGACAUUUUUUUUAUUUUUUUUUUCUCUUUCUGUGAACGUCUAUCCAGUGCCAAGUGCAGAUCAUGUUAACUGGAUCUAAUGUUUUAAUGUCUUUCUUUUGUCACCGUUUUUGUUUUUAUUUUCCUGUGUUGUUCAUAGCAUAACUGCCUAACGCUGAUUUAAAUAAAGAAAAGUGAUUUAUAAGGA
Molecule: messenger RNA, 2818 nt
Organism: Etheostoma cragini (Arkansas darter)
Lineage: Eukaryota; Metazoa; Chordata; Actinopteri; Perciformes; Percidae
Product: actin-related protein 2-A
Exons: 9
Coding region: 167-1351 (394 amino acids)
Biological process (GO): Arp2/3 complex-mediated actin nucleation
Cellular component (GO): Arp2/3 protein complex; actin cortical patch
Molecular function (GO): actin filament binding
Source: RefSeq, a predicted model, not a curated record